AUGGGAACUUGUAAGUCUGUCGCUACACCUGUAGAUACUAAGUCCAAACUUAGUGCAGACUCCGGUCCUCCUGUUCCGGAUGCUACUCUUUACCGCAGCUUAGCAGGUGCUCUUCAGUACUUGACUUUUACUGGCCCUGACAUUUCUUAUGCGGGUACUAUUGAUCAUGGUUUACAUUUAUAUCCUUCCGCACCACGACGUUUGAUCACCUAUACUGAUGCAAAUUGGGGCGGGUGUCCUGAUACUCGUCGGUCGACCUCCGGUUAUUGUUGUUUUCUUAAUUUAAUAUCUUGGUCGUCAAAACGUCAGCCUACUCUUUCUUGA
Molecule: messenger RNA, 324 nt
Organism: Spinacia oleracea (spinach)
Lineage: Eukaryota; Viridiplantae; Streptophyta; Magnoliopsida; Caryophyllales; Amaranthaceae
Exons: 2
Coding region: 1-324 (107 amino acids)
Source: RefSeq, a predicted model, not a curated record